Histoplasma capsulatum G186AR is the source of this 1313-nucleotide messenger RNA. RefSeq lists its product as uncharacterized. The transcript is spliced from 2 exons. The coding region runs from base 249 to 1313 and encodes 354 amino acids. The record is from RefSeq and is a predicted model, not a curated record. Lineage: Eukaryota; Fungi; Ascomycota; Eurotiomycetes; Onygenales; Ajellomycetaceae.
GCAUUUUACUGCUUUCUAUAGUUUCUUUAUUCUUCGGCAAUGGGUUACUUUUACUCUUAUUCUGUAGUUAACCACAAUACAUCCUUCAGUCUGGCCGUGCGUCGUUUCAUGGACGCAAUUACAUGCGUUUGAAAUCCCGCGCAACGAUUUAAUAGCUCGUUAUAUUUCCUUCCAACUCUUGCACACGCAUCACUCUCCGACUUUCAAGGGAACCAACUUGCAAGACAUCAACAGAAAGAAUAAAAGAAAUGGCCGGUUUCAUGCGCUCCUUGAGGAACGGGCUGAUGAGGAACGGGCUGAAGCAGGACGCGAAGGAGAGGGGCAAGGCAAUAGACUGGGCGACUUAUCCAGACGAGCCACCAGCCUAUACCCCCACAGCAGAGACUCAGGAAACCAUUGCUGAUUCCUCACCCUACGCCUUUUUGAGUGAUUUCGAUACCAUCCUUCUCGUCGACGACAGCGGAAGCAUGAGUGGCUCAAGAUGGGCCGAGACCAGAGAAGCACUUUCAGCUAUAGCCCCAAUCUGCGCCGAGUAUGACGAAGAUGGCUUUGAUAUAUACUUCUUAAACCACAAAAAUUGGAGCAAUCCAACCGGAGCGUAUGCGAACAUCACAACAUCAGAGGCUGUUGGACAUAUCUUUUGUCGGGUUACGCCGAGCGGACGAACCCCGACCGGAGGCCGACUGCACGAUAUUCUCAAUCCGUACGUGGAUGAAGUCCGAUACAGGUCGGCAGGGGGUUCUAGGGGUGUGAGCAAGCCACCUGUUAAACCGAUUAACGUCAUCGUGAUCACGGACGGCAUCCCAACUGAUGAUGUGGAACCGGUGUUGAUCAGUGUAGCAAGGCGACUGGACGAAUGCAAUGCGAAGCCGUGGCAGGUGGGAAUUCAAUUUGUACAAGUUGGCAACGAUCGAUCUGCUGCAAGGUGGUUGGAGAGUCUUGAUGAUACCCUGCACAAAAACAACCAUGUACGGGACAUAGUUGAUACAGCGCCAUGGAGCGGUGCAGUGCUGUCAUCUAACACCAUUUUGAAGAUCAUGCUCGGGGGGGUGGACAGGAGAUACGACCGACAAACUGUUUCCAGAAGAAACGUUCUGCCUCUUAGUAGUCCCUGUGAGGCUCCGUCCACGCCGGAUAUAUCCCAGAUACACCAUAAAGCCGGUCAGCAAAAAAAACCUUUUGGCUUGCAGAGGGCAAGGGUACGGUAUAUUGAAGUUUUCGUGCCUGUCAAGGGACGGCGGAAUUCUCCAUCCCUGGGUGAUAAUAAUAUCGUCGUGGGAUCGCCGGCGCAAGAUUUUUGUACGAGCACUUAA